This is a messenger RNA of Bombyx mori (domestic silkworm), 10478 nucleotides long. RefSeq names its product pericentrin. Gene Ontology annotation, molecular function: molecular adaptor activity. Gene Ontology annotation, biological process: signal transduction. Lineage: Eukaryota; Metazoa; Arthropoda; Insecta; Lepidoptera; Bombycidae. The transcript is spliced from 40 exons. Bases 114 to 8126 code for a protein of 2670 amino acids. The record is from RefSeq and is a predicted model, not a curated record.
UUAUGGCGUUUUAGUUUGUAUUUUGUUUGAAUGUCGAAACGUCUCCUUGACAACGAAAUUCGUACCUGGUAGUUUUAUGAAAUAUCCAAUUGAUUUUACGAUAAUGUUAAAUUAUGGAUGAUCCCGACGAAAAUCCAUCGGAAACUACGGAAAUAAAGAAUGUUCUUCCGGAUGUCGUACAUUCUCAACAGAUAGCCGUAGGGACAACCGAUGGAGAAAACGAUAAAAAACAGGGAACCCAAUUACAAAGUGACAAUGAAGACAGUCAAACUGAAUCAAUAUCAGAGCAUAUUCCCUCCAGAUUAGAAUGUCUUUCGGAAUCUGAAAAUUCUAAAGCCCAGGAAAUUGUAAUUGUAAAACCAGAACUGGUGCCUCUUAGUGCACCAUCACCCAUAAAACCACCUGAUUCUUCUGACAGUGAAAAUCAAACAAAAGAUCCAAACAAAUUAAGUACCUCUUGGCCUAUAGACGUGAAUGUUGACAUGCAUUUGAUCAGUGACGAGAGCCCUGUUAAUUUGGCACUAUCUUCUGACAAAGAAAGGACUCAAAAUGUUUCUAUUGACAGUCCACAGUUGCAAAGUGAACCUUACAUGGAUCAAUCUCUUCAAAGUGAAAAUUACAAUGAUUCACUGAACAAUCAAUCUAAUGAAACUUUAGGAACACGAGAGAGUAUUAAUUCAAUUUCUGAAAACAUAGAUAAUAGUGAAAAGUUCAGUUCUGGUUCUGAGGAAAUUAUUAAACUAGACAUCCGUGGACAAGGAGUGCCAAAGUUACAAUUUCCAGUCCAAAAAAUUAUAUUUGGUCCGCCGCCUGAAGGCAGUACACUUAUGGAUGCAAAAGUAGAGUCAAUCACAACAUAUCCUAAUUUGAUGUCACCUUUUUUACUUUGUGCUAGAGAUAGCAUUAAAGUGGAUGAUAUUUUCAUUGAUGAACCUGUUAAAGAUAGUGCUCCUGAAAAAUCUUUAAAUCUUGAAAAAAGUAGUUCCAAUGAUAAUAUUGAACAAAAAGACUUUCUAGUAGAAGAGUUCCUUUUUGAUGAGGUGGUUAAAGAGAAAGAUAACGAUGGGAAAGAGGAAUCAAUGCCCCAGAAAUCAAUGCCUGUAGAUGAUGGAACUUCGAUAAGUACAAUGACAACAGAGUACAAAACUAUUUGUGAAGAAUACAAUGUGAAGCUUGUGCACUUGGAAGAUACUAUUAUACAUCGAGACCAACUAAUAGAGGAACUCACCAUCUCAUUGCAGCGUUGUGUCAGCGAAUGUGAUAGUCUUAGACAUGAAAACGAUCAUCUCAUCAAUGAAGUUCAAAAUUUGCAGCAUUUCAUAAAUGAGAAAUCUGAUCGAGAUACUAUCAAAGGGCAGCUAUCAGAUUUUGUGAAAUACCAAAGUAUGGUUAAAGAUGACAGUACUAAGUUUUUCUCUGCCGUCAGCAGUAGUUCAUCCAUGCAAAGUUCUAAUGGUGAAAAAGAUAUGGAUAGGGAAGAGAUUGUAGUCAACUAUUCAAAAUCAGAUUUGAGGUCUUCAGAAGAUUCAGAUGACUUCUUAACUGGUUUUGAAGAUAAAAUUACCGAAAUUGUUAACAAAUUUGAUGAAUGCAUUGAAGAAAACUCAAAGAAUCAGUUGCGAGAGAGUUUGGUUCGUUUGUUAGCAGAUGAGGUUGGAAAAUUGAGAAUAGAAUCCGAUACUGAAAUGAAGGAAUUGGAAGCCCAAAUGCAGCAAGACAAACAAAGCUAUUCAAUAGAAACAAGACGUUUACGAGAACUUCUGGCUUCAGUAAAAUCUGGAGAUGCUGACAUAGACAUUUUAAGAGAGGAAUUGGCGGCCAAACACGAAAAGGAGAUGGAAAACCUGAGGAUGUAUUUCGAAAAAAAAUGCUCAGACAUGGAAAGAAGUUACUCAGAGGAAGUGUGGCGCGGCAAGUGCGUGUCGGCCCUGGGCUCGCUGGGCUCGCUGGACGCGCCUGACGCGGGGGACGCGAGCCGUCCCGACGCGCUGCGCUCCGACGCGCCCCGUCCUGACGCGCGCAGGCGGACUCGUAGCGCUGACGCACCCUCGCUGUCACUAGAUUCGAGUCCGACAGAGCAAGCGGUGAGGCAAGUCAGCAAGAAGUACGAGCAGCAGCUGGACGAGCUGAGGGCGGAGCACGCGGCCUGCCUCCACCAGCACAGGGACGCGCUGGCCUCCAGGGAGGCUGAGAUAUCCCAACUGAAAGCGCACCUGCACAGCGCAGAGAACACCGAGACCUUGUACCAACAGGACAUAGAUUUGGAACUGGAAAAGAAGAUGGAGUCGCAACUGGAGCAGAGGGUCCGGGAGGUGAGGGAGGAGGCCAGGAGAGACGUCAUCGAUCAGCUGCAGGACCAGCUACAGGUACUCCUGUCUGAUCCUGACGCGGAGGUGUCGAGCUGGCCCUUGGAGCUGGUCGCACUCCGAGACAGGAUACAAGGGGACAAGCAGGAGAAAGAGGUAUCGAGUCUCCGGGACGAGCUUUCUGCAGGCGACAGUGACAAAUGGAAGCAGCGCAGGAACUUCUGUUUCGACCAGAACAGACACCUCGAAGAAGUCACUAAGGAAAGGGACGAGCUGCGGCGCGUGGCGGUGAGCCUGCACCGCGCGGUGGGCGAGCUGGUGGCGUACUGCGGCCGCGCCGAGCACGAGCUCAACUCCACGGUGCUGGCCGAGCUACUGGCCAGGCUCGCCACGCAAUCGAGCUCGGAAGACCCAGGCCGCCCCUCCAGUCCGAACCUGUCGGCGGAGCUGAACGCGAGCAUCGUCUCCAGGAGCGGGAAGCACGUGCACUUCGCUCCAGACCUGAACUCUAUACUCAGCGAUUUGGACGAGGUUCCGACUGGCGAUUCCCACUACCACGCUUUGCUUUCGCGUGAUUUCCCCGAAAUUACGCGACCAGCUGGUACACAACGUACGGAUUGCCUAGUGGGGUUCCUGGAACAGCAGCGCGACCUGAGCGCCGACAUCAAGCGGGAGCUGGAGAACUCGCUGCGGCGACUCCGCAAUGAGGCGCACUCGCUGCUCGACCUGUCCGCCAGGCUCGCCCGCAAGAGCGACUGUAAGAUGCUGGAGUCGGGUGAGGCGCAGGUAGCCGCGCUAGUUCAAGACUUGGACUCCAAACAAGAGUCUUGCGAUAACUGCGAGCUCCACAGAAAAAACAUGGAGGAGGCGAUGUCUGAGUGCCUUCAGCGGGAGAAUCUUCUACGUUCAGACCUGGAGGCCGCCAUGGUGAAGAUCGCGCAGCUCAUGGCCUCCAGCGACGUCGUCGUGGAAGGGUACGGCACGUGCGUGCCCCCCGCGUGCGCCCCCCGCGGCCCGCGCCCCCCCGCCGCCUCGCCCCCGCCCUCCCCGCGCGCCGACCUCGAGCUGCUGCAGCGGGAGCGGGACGACCUGGCGCAACAGCUGGAGGCGGCCAACCGUCAGCUGCGCGCGACGCGGCAGUUCGUGGAGGAGCAGGCGAGCGAGCGCGAGGGGGAGCGGGACGAGUUCGCGCGGCGGGAGGGUGAGCUGCGCGACGAGAACGCGCGGCUGGGCGCCCGCCUGCGGAACAACGCCAGGAUACUCAGCGAGAUGCACAGCCUGCGCCUCUCGUGUUGCGACUGUCGCCAGCACUAUGCGCACGUGGAGCAUCUAGAAACUCAGACCAGGGAAAUGAACCAAAUUAUAACUGAACUUGAGGCGCGGAAGUCUCAGGCCGACGAUGAAAUCAAAGCGAGCGAAGAAAAGAUAACUCUGCUACGAGACAUCAUCUCCACUUUAGAAACACAAUUAGAGCAGAAGACUGAACACGAGAAAGAGAUCUUGGAAGAGCUGGAAAGAAUGAGGAAGACUAUCGAUGAAAGGGACGGUAAAAUGAGAGAACUGUUGGGAGAAUUGGAGUCGAUUAAGAGUGAGAAGAACGAUGCUGAGGUUGCUUGCGUGAAGUGCGCACAGCAGGAGGAUAAAUAUGCUGAACUCAUGAGGACUGUCGAUGAACAGUGCGGGCACGCGGCGGCGGCGCUGGCGGCGCGCACGCGGCGGCUGCAGCGCGCGCACUGUGCGGCGCCCGCGGGCAGCAGCGAGCCCAGCGAGGACGUGUCGCUGCGGGAACACUUGCAGAUAAAGUCUCAGGAGUCGGAUCCGUCCCCGCGCUCCCCGCCGCCCCCCGCGGGCGAGGGCGCCGCGUUCCGCGCGCUGCGGGCGCAGCUGCGGGCGCUGGGGCUCGCGCAGGACGCGCUGCUCAAGCGGAGCCAGGACCUCGAGCUGCAGCGGGAGCGCCUCGCAGAUGUCGCGCAGGAGGUUCGCGCGGAACGCGAUGUCCUCCAGGCGCGGAUGUCGGAGCAGGCGCUCAAGAUAUCGUCGCUGUCGGCGCGCCUCCAGCAGCAGCGGAACGACGCCGAGGCGCUCUCCCACCAGGCCACCAGCCAGCUCUCCGUGCAACUGCACGAUGCACUCGCCGAGGUGCAAAGACUCAAAGAAGAGAUGGAGAGCAAGGACAAACAGUUGGUCAGGUUGAGGCAGAAUUUAGAAGAACGUGAUAGACUCAACGAGCAACACCAUUCACUCUACGGUAACUCGUGUAACCCUAAAGACAAAGUGAUAAUACUGGAGCGUGAGCUGUCGGACGCGCAGAGCCGCAUCGCGCAGCUGGAGACCCUGGCGCGAGACCUCCAGCGGGACAAUGAGCAGCUGCAGGCUGCCGCGCGGGACCAGCAGCAACACCUGCAGCAGCUGCUCGCUCUAAAAUUAGACGCAAACAACCAGGAGGACGAAAACGGUCCGGCCGACGUCAAGACAUCGGCUAGAACAUUGAGCGACAUCGUCUCCAUAUCCGACUUCGACGAACAGGACCUGCAGAUGCGGAGAGCUGAAUCGAAGGGCCACAACCUUAGUCUGGGCGAGCCCCCCUACGGCCCCCUCGGCCCCCCCGGUCCCCCCGCGCACGACCGCACGCUGCCCCCGGAGGGCGAGCGCCCCCACAUGAGCUCGUUGCAUCUCGAGUGCUCGGAGCAGCUGGACCUCCCCGCCCACACCCCCCGCGCGGACUCCCUGCCCGCGCACCUCACCUCCACGCAGAACAAAGACUUGUUGAAGCAAUAUAAAAGGAACGCUAAUGAAAUCACAUUGUUCGGCGAUUUUAAGCAUUUGACCCAGAAAAUAACCGAUAAUUGUUCAAUGUAUCCCAACAGGGACGUCAGCGACACCAAAAAUCUUAGCGUCGAACCAAAAAAAAUAAACUUCUCAAUUGAACCGACCGCGGACAACCGAGACGAGGAGGAGUUCACUUCGCUGCGGGAACUCGGGAUAUAUCUCGACACGAAGCAGCAGUGCUACCCCGACAUCCUCACACAGCUGAAGCACGAAAUCAAAAAAUCUAGAUCCGAAUUGGAAAAGUGUAGAUCUGAACUGAAAAAUGCUGAAGAACAACUGUGCGAGUUCCCCGCGCUCAAACAGGAGGUGGAGCAGCUCAAGGGGCUCCUGGACAACACCGUGGCCGCCAUGGACAACGACAAGAAGUUCUACGAAAAUCAACUCGAGAGCUUCUCGGCGAACAAACAACUACUCGAACAGAGACUCACGGAGCUGAGUCAAGACGUCCAUGACAAGUCUAAGGAUCUGCACUUGCUCAAGGAAGACAUACUCAGGAGAGAAAACAUGAUAUUGGAACUUGCGAAAGAAAAGCGAAAUCUGAUGAACAAAAUGGCUGAACUUGAACUUAAAAUAGACGAGCUCCAGACCAAAAAUACUUUACUAGAGAAAUGCGAAGCGGAGAACUUGGAGAUGAGAGAGAAGAUGACGGAACUGACGAAGCUGGAGCAGCUCGUCAACGAUAAAAACCAGCAGAUCGACAGCCUCAACCAGCACCUGGACAGGCUGGACGACCUGCAGCGCCGCCUCCGCGACAAGUCCCAGCAGCACGACAGCCUCCAGCGCGCGCUGGCCGACAAGAGCGACGAGCUGGCCCGCCUCGCCGCCGCGCUGCACGCCCUGCGCCGCGACGCCGCCGACGCCGACCAGCUCCGGCUGCAGCUCUCUAAACUAGAAAAGGACCAGGAGAACGCCUUGUUGAAACUACAGAACACUCAAACUGAACUCGAGCGAGUCAACUCUCUCAACCAAGAGAUGUCGCUGAAGAUACAAGACAUGAAGUCACUCACGGACCAAUUAAAAGAUAAUGAAACUGAAAUAGAAAUUCUUAACGAGGACAUUUCUGCGUUUCACUACGAAAUAGCUUCGUUGAAGGACCAAUUGAAGAUGGCCUCCCGCAGCCCCUCGCCGCGGAAGGCCCCCGACGACCGGAGGGACGACCGGCCGGCUCGCUCCGACAAGAGGCAGCUCACCAAGAUCAGGAAGCAGAUAUCUUUGUUGCAACACGAGCUGGACUUUAACAAGAAGGAAUUGAACGAUAAGGCGUUCGAGCUAGCGAAAGCGAAAUUGGACAUAACGGAACUCAAAAACAAUUUGAGUCAAGCGGACAAACAAGUGUCGGACGCCGCCGCCGACCGCGAGCUCAGCGCGCAACGACACCACCAACUGCGCCACGACCUGCUGCACGCGCUGCAGGAGAAGCAGCAGCUGGCCGAGCAAUUAGAGCUCGUACUGUCUAGGUUACGCGAGGAGUCAGAUGUUGAAGAAUUAAAGGCCAAGUUGAGGCAGCAAGUGGAGAGGUGUCACGAGCUGGAGGCCGAGCUGCAGGACGUCCGGGAGCUCGCCGACAGGUCUACCGGUCCCGACGAGGGGUCAGGAGGGGGGUCGAGAGACAGGGCGCGGUCCCCCACGGCGGAGUUGGAGCGAGCAGUGCGGCUGCAGCUGUCCUACUCGCACGCACUCGACCACACCAUCAUGGACCAGAUCCUGUCCGCCAGCAGCGACGAGCACGAGCCCGUGCCGCGCCUGGCGCUCGCCGCCUCCGAGUCGAGCUCGGCCCGCUCGUCGCGCUCGGAGCGGGAGCGGGAGCGGGAGCGGGUGGCGGUGCUGGAGGAGCGGCUGCGGGACAAGGAUGCGCUCAUCGCUGAACUCAACAGGGUGCGGGAGCAGCUGGAGCGCGACUGGCAGACGGCCCGGCUGCGCUACGAGGCCGAGCGGGAGAACUCGGGCCGGCUGCAGCUGCUGCUCGACACGCAGAAGGAGACCGCUCUGACGCUGCAGAAGCAAGACUCGAACAUGAUCGAGAUCCUCAAGAAGCGCUUGGAGAGCGCCAUGCACGCGGAGCCGCCGCCGCGCUCCCCGCCGCAGAGUGAGAGCGAGGACCGAUGGAAGGGCGAGGUCCUGCUACUGAAAUCGAAGCUGCAGCUGGAGCGCGACAAGCUGUCCGACCAGCAAGCCAUGUGGGAGCGGGACAAGCUGCACAAGCAGCGGGAGCUGGACGCCAAGAACGAGGUCUGCAACACGCUCAGGAACGAACUCGCACACAUCAAGCGGCGCUCGCACGACUCCAGCCUCGAGCUGCUCCGCGCCAGGGAGCUGGCGGCCGCGCAGGCCAGGACCAUCGACGCGCUGGAGCGGAGACUGGACGCCUGCGAGCGGCUCCGGCCCGUGGACGACGCGCUGUCGGAAAUCGAGAUCCACAAGAUAGAGCUGACCCGCGAGAUGUCCUCACUGAAGAAGUGUUUGUCGGACAGCAUCCGCCCCGCCGACACCCCCGCGCCGCACCAGCUCAUCCGCUGUCUCCACAGUCGUUGUAUCCGCCUGGAGAGCAUCCGUAAAGCUCUGAUCUGGCAGAAGCGGUACCUUCAGCGGACACUGCACGGCUACGUCCAGCUCGAGAGGACGCUGCGGCUGCCCUCGUCCGGCGCCGCCCGGGUCAGCACUGGCAAGGAACGGUUCAAGUGCGCCGUGUGGGCGGUGGUGGGCGCCGUGCGGCUGCAGUACCUGGUGCGUCGCCGAAACGCGCGCGUCUCCGCCGCCGCCGCGCUGCUGCUCGACACUCCCGUGCAGCAGCGGCGCCCCCCCUCCGCGACCCCCGCAGCCCCCGCACUGAGCGAGUUCAACAGGAGGAUGCAGUGCCCCAGCAGCUCCCCGCGCAGCGAGCCCUUCGUGCUGAGUUCACCUCGUGGUGAAAUGGCGGCGGCCUACCUCAACAAGCUGGAGGCGGUCAGCCGGUGCCUCAACCAGACCCUCAGACCUGCGGACCGCACAUGACCCGCAGACCUCAACACGCGUGCGCCGCACGUGACAUCCACAACUGUCAAGUGUCAACGUUGACAUUACUGUGUUAGUCUGACGUGGCCUUCGGUGAUAUAAUGCCUUAUAGAAUUAAAAGAGUGACAGAAUUAACGUCAAAAUUGCACAAAUAAUGCCGACUAGCGCUAGUGUCGCUAGUGUUGCACUGUAUGAAAAGUACAAAAUAUCCCAAAUAAAUAUGUAACACGGAACCCACCAUAUCAAGCCAAGGCGAUGACUAGUUUUAGAUAUUGCGUAAUAUAUUUAAGUGUUUUUUUUUUAAAUGCAGGGUAAAUUUUAAAAUUUUUGUAUUUUCUUCCGUUGAUAUUUUCUUUAAAAAGUUGGCAACUCUCGAGCAUUUUUUUAAACUUAAGAAUUUUAUGUUUCGGCAACAAAACGCGGUUUUAAUUCUCUUUUUCGUGUUAAGUAUUAGAUUAGUGCCAAAACGUAUAUGUAUAAUAAUAAUAUAGUAAUAAUAUAUGUGUUAAUAAUUUUUAGUUUAAAAUUAUUAUUUAUGGAAUACGUCGGAGAAUGUAAAUUGUUUGUUUUCGUUCAUCGCUCCGCCUAUUCAUAGUUUUUAUUGUAUAUAAAACGAAAUUUAUUUUAAGUAUUCAAAUAUUGCGUGGAGAUAUUUAUUGUAUUAGACUUGACGGAAGGGUUGUCCGCCCAGUCCCGAGCUGGUGCGGAGUGAACUCCCUCCACAGUUACGUUAGAGUGUGAUUGAAUGACAAUUUUAAAUUUAAGUUUCUGUGUUAGAGUAUAUAGGACGUGGAAAGAAACAAUUAGUACCCGACAGUUAGGAGAAAGUAAAAUUACCAAGUGUUUGUAUGUAAAUAUUGUAAAUUACUUUGAUUAAUUUUCAUUGCGUAUUUUUUCUGUAAUCUCGAUAAUACUUUAGUUUGUCUUCUGACGUCGGGCCGCUGACACGAAGCGCCCUUCCCGACUAAUGAAUAGAUCUGCUAAAAACAAAACUCACGAUUGCCAUUGUUUUAGUUUUAAGAACGACAUCGAUUUAUAUUAUUGUUAAUUUAGUUUUUAAUACAACGAGAGUACAAGCUAGAUGUUAGGUUAGAUUAAGAAAGGAUUUUUGAUCAAAAUUUAAUUUAAUAAGAAUUAGUUGUCGAAGCGACCGCAGGCUCCAAAAAUGUAUCUAAAUACUAGAUAAUCUGAUGGACUAAGUAUUGGUUUCCCACGACUCACCGACGACUGACGUCCGAUACGAUUAUAAUUUUGAUCACAAAAUCCGUAUAAAAAUGCCAUUUAAAUAUAUUGAAGACGACACGACACGACGACACGACUCGACGACACGAUCGAACUACCCUCGUAUUCAGUUAAUAUUUGACUAUCGAUAAGCGCGUACGUGAACUACACUUAAUGUUACAAGUUUACGUAAAAUUAUUUACUGUUGCAUUCUGGUGUACCGGAACCGGCUGAGUCUCCGUCAGCGGGGGCGGCCGCACAUUGUAAGAUGAACUUAUUGUAUAGGCUUCAUUAAGGCUCAAUUUAAAAAAAAUAUAUAUAUAAUUUUUAAAGCAAUAAAUGAGAAAAUGUAAAGAACACUGCCCACACAAUUUACAAUAUCAAUAUCAUUUCUGUUUGUUAUGAAAUAAAACUAUCAAUUCCAAGAAACAAUUUUAAUAUAAUUACGCCAAUGAAAGUAACAUCAAUUGUAACAGUAUUUAAUUAGAGACAAACCUACACCAAAAAACAUUUGUAAUAAAUCAUGUGAUUCCACAAUUUGAGAGCAAAAAAUGAUAUUUAUUAUUGUAUUACAAUUUUUAUACAAAACAAAUAUAUUUUUAUAUUCCCAUCGUUGAUGUCCGUGUAAAGUUUGUAAAAGCCAAACGAAUGGAUUGAAUUAAAUAAUUUGCAGUAUUAUAAAUGAUCGAUUCUAUUUAGGAUAUUUUUAUUAAAUGUGUAUGUGAAUACUGUGGUACGGAUUCGUUGGACAUACUUUUUUCAAGCGAGGCGUAUCGAUUGUAAGAAUAGGCCACAGGACGACGUCCAUGGGCGGCGGAAAGGAAAAAGUGCCUUGGUAUUAAAAUUUAUCAUUCCUAAAUCAUUUUCAUAGACAUAGGUCAUUGCAGCUUUCACGUACAUAAUCGAACAAACACAUCUACACUCAACGACCAAAGAUAAAUUAGAAUAAGCAAAUUUAGGUUAAAGUAAAAUUUUAAGUUUUGCGCAACGGCAACACUGUCACACACUCACAAUUUGACAAAGCAACUACGUUCUAGUCCGCACACGUGCACAGCCGCCGCAAACACGCACGUGCCAUACUAACGCUCUCCAAACACAUGUUAAUUAUAAAAUAAAUGUAUUUUCUUAUUU